AUGGCGGAAUGUCUGGGAAGAUGCAUUGGAAAACUUGUUGAGAAGGGAGAGUUUUGUGGGUUGAAACCUUCUUCAGCGGAUCAAGUCUGCUCCCAUCAACAGUUUGUGGAUGAUUCUAUUAUUAUGGGGAAGGCUUCAAUGCAAGAUUCUAGGAGUUUAAAGAAAGUAUUGGAUAGUUAUGGGACAACUACUGGUCAAUUGAUAAAUUGGUCUAAAGGCUUUGUUUAUUUCAUCAACACUCUGAAAAGAAGACAGAUAAAAAUGAGCAACAUUUUGGGGUGUCAAUUGGGGAAUCUUCCUGCUUCCUAUCUGUGGCUCCCUUUAUGUCAAGAUCAUCUUGAUACUUUCUCAGGAGCUCUUCUGGAUAAAUUUCAUAAGAAGUUAGCUGGUUGGAAAGGAUCUCUUCUCAGCCAAGUUGGUAAAGUUUAG
Cryptomeria japonica (Japanese cedar) is the source of this 429-nucleotide messenger RNA. RefSeq lists its product as uncharacterized. The coding region runs from base 1 to 429 and encodes 142 amino acids. The transcript has a single exon. The record is from RefSeq and is a predicted model, not a curated record. Lineage: Eukaryota; Viridiplantae; Streptophyta; Pinopsida; Cupressales; Cupressaceae.